Messenger RNA from Thunnus maccoyii (southern bluefin tuna), 3205 nucleotides. It is a transcript of the gene mid1, whose product is annotated as midline 1. The coding region runs from base 247 to 2343 and encodes 698 amino acids. Gene Ontology annotation, molecular function: zinc ion binding; protein binding. Lineage: Eukaryota; Metazoa; Chordata; Actinopteri; Scombriformes; Scombridae. The transcript is spliced from 12 exons. The record is from RefSeq and is a predicted model, not a curated record.
UUCAGUGUAGGCUUAGAGAACAGGCUUAGAGGGUCAGAAACUCACGUAAGACACUAGGAAAGACGAGUCACUACUCAAAGUUCAGACCACCGCAGUGGAUCAGCUUUGCAGAGCCCAAAUAUCCACACUGACUGACCUUAAAGGUGGCUCUUCCCUCUCCUGCCUGUUUAUGGAUGUAAUCAUGUGGCGGAUAGCUGAUCAGCUUCCCUGGAUUUCGCUGACAACCCCACUUUGUUUUGCCUGAAAAUGGAAACAUUGGAGUCGGAGCUGACCUGCCCAAUCUGUCUGGAGCUCUUCGAGGACCCGCUGCUCUUGCCCUGCGCUCAUAGCCUUUGUUUCAACUGUGCCCAUCGCAUCCUAGUCUCUCACUGCACCCCCAGCGAGCCAAUUCAGUCUAUCAGCGCCUUUCAGUGCCCAACCUGUCGCUAUGUCAUCACCCUCAACCAGAGGGGCCUAGAGGGACUCAAACGUAACGUAACUCUGCAGAACAUCAUCGACCGCUACCAGAAGGCUUCUCUAAGUGGACCUAAUUCUCCUAACGAGACUCGGCGUGAGCGAACCAUCCCCAACAGCAAAGCCAUGACAUCUCCCAGCGACAGGGUGCAGUGUCAGUUCUGUGAGCAGGACCCUCCACAGGAUGCUGUGAAGACCUGCGUGACCUGUGAGGUGUCAUACUGUGAAGAGUGUCUCAAAGCCACCCACCCAAACAAGAAGCCUUUCACGGGCCACCGUCUAAUCGAGCCCUUGCUGGAUUCCCAUCUGCGUGGGCUCAUGUGUCUGGAACAUGAGGAUGAGAAGGUCAACAUGUACUGUGUGACAGAUGAACAGUUGAUCUGUGCCUUGUGCAAGCUGGUUGGCCGACACCGGGACCACCAGGUAGCAGCCCUCAGUGACCGAUAUGAGAAACUCAAGAAAUCUCCUGGCCGCUUUCUCUGUGUGGGGCGUGAUCAUUCACACCAGGAGGCAGACCAGACAUUUGGAUACUGGAUGAAUCCGAAGCAAGCCUUGGAUUCCAACCUCAGCAGUCUACUCAAGAGGACCAGUGAGUUGGAAACUCUGAUGGGCAAACUUAUCCAAACCUGCCAACACGUGGAGGUAAAUGCAUCAAGACAAGAAAACAAGCUGGUUGAGGAGUGUGACCUGCUGAUUAAUAUCAUACAGCAGCGAAGACAAAUCAUAGCUACCAAGAUAAAGGAGGGAAAGGCUGUGCGACUGAGGAAACUAGCCCAGCAGAUAGCCAGUUGCAAGCAGUGCAUUGAGAGAUCCUCCUCCCUCAUCACUCAGGCCGACCAAACCCUCAAGGAGACAGACCACACUCGCUUCCUUCAGACGGCUAAAAGUAUCUGCGAGAGAGUCUCUAUGGCAACGGCGUCCUCUCAAAUCCUGUUACCCGAAAUAAACUUAAAUGACACCUUUGAUACUUUUGCUUUGGACUUCACAAGGGAGAAGAAAAUGCUAGAAAGUUUGGAUUACCUUACAGCACCAAAUCCACCGGUAAUCCGUGAGGAAUUGUGCACAGCUUCAUAUGACACAAUCACAGUUCACUGGACAUCUGACGAUGAGUUCUCUGUUGUAUCGUAUGAACUUCAGUACGCCAUCUUCACCAGCCAGUCUAAUGUUGUCAGUUUGUGUAACUCUGCUGAUAGCUGGAUGAUAGUACCAAACAUCAAGCAAAACCACUACACUGUGCAUGGGCUCCAGUGUGGCACCAAGUACAUUUUCAUAGUGAAAGCCAUAAACCAGGCUGGGAACCGGAGCAGUGAACCAGGGAAACUCAAGACCAACAGUCAGCCAUUCAAAUUGGACCCAAAGUCUGCUCACCGGAAACUGAGGUUGUCCCAUGACAACCUGACUGUGGAGAGGGACGAGACAUCGUCCAAGAAGAGCCACAGUCAGGACCGCUUCUCCAGCCACAGCAGCUACGGUGUCACAGGAAAUGUCUAUAUUGACAGUGGCCGCCAUUACUGGGAGGCUCUGAUAGGAGGAAGCACAUGGUUUGCAGUGGGCAUCGCCUACAAGUCAGCACCAAAACACGAGUGGGUCGGCAAGAACUCAGCCUCCUGGGUACUGUCUCGCUGUAACAACUCGUGGGUAGUGCGUCACAACAGUAAGGAGAUGCCCAUCGAGCCAUCGCCCCACCUGAGGCGUCUCGGAGUAUUGUUGGACUAUGAUUCUGGAUCUCUGUCUUUCUACGACGCCGUCGGCUCUCAGCACUUGCAUACGUUCGACGUCACCUUUGCACAGCCAGUCUGCCCUGUGUUUAAUGUGUGGAACAGAUGUGUAACAAUCCUCACUGGACUUCCCAUCCCAGAUCACUUAGAGGGGACAGACUACAGCAACUGACAAAACCUGUCCUGCUGGAUUUUCUUUGUGUAUCCAAAAAGAGACCAGAAUGCCUGCACCUGCACCUCUUUGACUGUGCCCCCCAUACUGUUGGCAAAAUUUAAAAAAAACAAACAAGAUGCAAUUAAAGGUCAAAGGUGGACAUUCCCAAUCACGCCUUUGUUGAAAUUAACUGAUAUUUUUGGACGUAUUUAAGAAAUGAUUUUUGCAUUUGUAGAUGUAUUAAUUUGCUUUGCACAUUUAUGUACUGUACAUUACUCUGCUGGAUCAUUUUAAAGGUUUGCUUACAGUUUAAAAGUUGUGGAGAUGUUUUUGAAUAGGUUACAGGUUCUUUUUUUAAUUUCUAAAUUCGUAUUAUAUGUUUUUACAUUCAUGUGUUGUUAAAGGUAAUGAUAAACCUUCAUGUGCAAGCAACAGGGGACUAAGUCUUUGAUCCUAAUGUUUCUGGAAAGUUGUGUGAUAGGAUAUUUUCUAAUGUUUUUGAACAAUUUUUUAGCACUUUGAGAAGACGAAGCCUGCCACUAUAAAAAUGUAUUUCUAAGCCACUUGUACCAUAAAAUGUUUCCCUUUCUUCUUUUUGUAUUGAAAAAGCACCCGAUGAAAUAGAUCACAAUUACAUGAUAUACUACAAUCGCUCUUAGAAAUGUCAAUUUAAAAUCAGUCUUAGCAAGUUUUUCCAGUAUUUAUCUGUAAAUGCUCGAUAACAGUCCAGCAUUAUGAGAUGAUUUAUCUCCUCAUGGUAGCUUCAUACUGGUUUGAAUAAAAAAAAGAGUACAGUUCAUCAUCAACCGCUUCAUCACAGUUUUCACAUUUAAGUUUCUCUGUGACAAGAUGUAAUAAAAGUGACUUCAUUUGAUAAUCA